This is a messenger RNA of Vicia faba (fava bean), 516 nucleotides long. NCBI's taxonomy places the organism in Eukaryota, Viridiplantae, Streptophyta, Magnoliopsida, Fabales, Fabaceae. The record is from the annotation of a GenBank genome assembly.
AUGCAAUCACAAAUAGAGAAGAAGAAAAAGAAACAUCCCAAAGAAAAACUCGUGGGAAAAACUUUGUGCAAAAAGAUUCAUGCAAGAACUUUGGAAGAGCGAGUAGAAGUGACCUUUAAUGAGGAUUUUCAGCCAAUUGGUCCUAGUGAAAAAGAAUGCCAGAUGAUAAUAAAAAACCGUUUCUGGAGAUAUACUAAUCGGAAGUUUAUCUUGCGGUUGAAGCACGAGAUUGGAUUGAGACCACUUAAGGAAACUAUACAAGAAAUCAGUGAAAAUAACACUAGAAAUAGAGCUCAACUAAAGUGGAUGCAUCCAAUGGGUCCCAAAAACUUUGCUUUGACUCGUGAAAAAGUGCGUGAAAAGGAAAAAAGAGAGCCCACUCAAUCAAAAAUGUUUGUUGAAACUCGAAAAGGAAAUAAAGGAAAGGAACUGGAUGUAGAAACUGGAAAAGUAAUUGUAUGUAACAUUGUUUAUAUAAUACGUUUGCUUAAUAUAAUCGGCCAACAUUGUCUAUAA